AUGGGUCAUCACAACAGCAAAUCAACACAAGCACUCUACUCUUCAGAUCGGGAUGACUCGCCUGAACGUCCCCCGUCAUACAAGACCACCUACACCCAAGAAAAACCAUCGGACGCAUCGACUGAGAUAGAGAUGCCGAACGACGAGUUCCACAAGCAGCUCGAAGCUCUGGAGCACAAGCAUGCCCUCAAGAUCAAGAGUACCGACGAUGACAUUCUCGAUCUCGAUUUCGUCCGCGCCAAGGUCGCCGCCCUCGAGGCAGCCGUAGAAGAGAGAGACCGUACAAUCAAGACACAGACCGGACAACUCAACUCACUCGAAAAGAAGUCUAAGGGCAUCGAAUCCACCAACACGCUUGCUCCCCGAAGAAGCAAGCCACCUGCAAGAACUCCCAGCCUCACAGUCGAACGAGAUGAAGAAAUCCUAGAACUACACCAGCGAUUGGCGAUCCGAGGAAAAGCAGUCGAGAACCUCUGGAAAGGAAACAAUAAGCUUCAAGCCGAACUCGAGCGACUGCGAGAAUACUCAACGCCAGACUCCGAGAAAACCUACUCCAUGCCUCCAUGUGACAACUUCAUAGAUUACCGUGAUUUGGCCAAUCAACAUCGGCAGAAGAUUCAUCAACUUCAUCAGCAAUCCCGUAUGGAACGAGAAGCCAAAGAUGCAAUGAUAUUGGAACUGGAGAAGCAGGUCCGGGAUCUGAAGGAAUACAUCGGCAAGAAGGAGAGCGAUCUGAUAUACUAUCAGAGCCGAUGCACCAAAGUAUGGGAGGAGGCCAAAGUAGCUGACGCCCAACUCGGUCGAAUGAGCCAAAAAGUCAUGCGUCUCGAAGUCGAAGCACAUGCCAGCAAACGUGUCCUCAAGUCCAAGGAUGACCAUGUCGAAUUACUGGAGCGGGGGUUGAAGAUGGCCAGGCUUGCCAACACACAGCAUACUACCAUGAGCAGAGGUGUUCCGGUCCAGGAUGGGAGGACCAAGUGGGUGCUGGACAGCCAACAGGAUGAGAUUUCUGUAACAGUAUCGAGGGUACCAUCAAAACUCGAUUCAGUGGUCGAUCACCUCAUUGAAAGCAUAGCGGAGACCAAGGAGAAGCUUCGUGAGCUCGAGACGGCCAGAAAUCGCCACGGUCCACCAGAGGGCCGUUAUGCCGCCUGA
Messenger RNA from Aureobasidium pullulans EXF-150, 1155 nucleotides. RefSeq lists its product as uncharacterized. The coding region runs from base 1 to 1155 and encodes 384 amino acids. The record is from RefSeq and is a predicted model, not a curated record. Lineage: Eukaryota; Fungi; Ascomycota; Dothideomycetes; Dothideales; Saccotheciaceae. The transcript is spliced from 3 exons.